UACACGUCCACUAAUCAAGUUACGUUAUCGUAUUUAAACAGAUAACCCGAAAGACGGAUCAAGAAAAAGAAGUUCAAUAUGGACGUAUUUUAACGUUUUGAACGGGAACAUGUACCGUUGUAAGUUCUGCAGCGUGAUGAUGAAGAGCAACCAGGCUAGACAUUUAAGAGCGAAACAUCCGAAGGCGUUCAAGCAAUGGAAAGAGAGUAGUAAAAGCUUCGGAGAAACAAAAUACAGCAAAGUUGUACCAUCGCAUCAAUCAGCUAGACGUGGUUGGAUAAAAGAUUACCUGAAAAAAAUUAGCGAAGGAAAAUACGAAUGCAAAAUAUGCUCGACCAUUUUGAAAAUGCCUCAUGGAAUCUACGCUAAUAUGAAGAGACAUUUGAAAAUGAAACAUCCGUUGAUAUAUGAAGAAGAAAUGAAAGUUAACGGUGAACAAUCUACGGCUACUGAUGUGGUAGAGUACGUUGUUGAGUAUGUUGAUGAUGAUGCCACGUCCAUUGACAGUGAUGAAAUAUUAAGCGCUAUUAGAGGAGAAGUCAAAGAAAAGCAAGCGAACGCUCCGAUUUAACUGGAAAAUUGAUUAGUAAUGAAAGAAGUGGUUAGAAUUAAAGUGUAGAUAUUUUAAAGGGAUGCGUAAAUUCUUGAAUAAUAUUUUUUUAUAGAUUAUGGUAUGUUUUUAUUUUGAAUAGGUUGAUAAGUUGUAGUUUAAAUAAAUAAAUUAACGUUAUUCAACAUUUGUUGUUCAACAUUUAACGUAUACUGUGUUAAUAAUAAAUAUUCAAAUAAAUUGUUAGAGUAAAUGUAAAAGAAGUUACAUUUUAUGUCAUAAAUAGGGGGACAUGUUCAUUUUCUUGCCUGGGAGGAUAUUUCUCUAUAUAAAAUGCGAAUGAUAAGCCACACGAAAAGUUUAUUUAUUUCAAAAAUGUUCAGGAAGCAAUGUGUGCUUGUAAGUGAAGCAGAUAGAGAACAAAUUUAAAUAAGGAUUCAAAAUCUAUUGUAUUACUUUAAAUUUACAAUUUAUGACGGUUGUGCAUAUUUUUCAGUUUCUGUUCACCAAUAUUUAAAGAAAUUUCUUAAAAUUUUGAAAUAUUUCAAAUCUUAUUAUGUGAUUAAACCCAAUUUAGGAUGUGUAUUUAAUUUUGUUGAGAUUCUCAUAAUUAUCAUUAGAAAAUGGCUACCACAGAUAACACUUAAUAACACAAUUCCUGAUCUAGCAGGUAAAAUGGUUCUGGAUAUGUUGUCUCAAUAACAAGUAACAGGAAACACAGUUAAUGUUUAUACCAAUUUAAGGUACUCAACAGAUGUUUGAGGUAAUACAAAUGUAAAUAGUCUGACGUAAAUAAAUUUUAGACAUACGUGCGUUUUUCAAAUAACGCUUUACAAUCAUAAUGUUAAUAACAGAAGGUGUUCAAGAAUGUUAGUACUACAUUAAAAAUUAAUGCAAACUGCAUUUUUAUCUUUGUAUUUAAACAGGUGUA
Bombyx mandarina (wild silkworm) is the source of this 1481-nucleotide messenger RNA. RefSeq lists its product as uncharacterized. Gene Ontology annotation, molecular function: DNA binding. Gene Ontology annotation, biological process: positive regulation of transcription by RNA polymerase II. The record is from RefSeq and is a predicted model, not a curated record. Lineage: Eukaryota; Metazoa; Arthropoda; Insecta; Lepidoptera; Bombycidae. Gene Ontology annotation, cellular component: nucleus.